UUACUAAACAAAACAUUCACUAAUCCCGAUAAGAGGUCAAGACGGCAUUUCAUGUCAGAUUUAUGACCUUUGCCUCCCCACUCCCACACUCCAUUUGAGAGUUAAGGUACGUUUGUACCAGUGGCCAUGGCUCUAUCAUAUUGUUCCUUCAAUGCCAUUUUGAAUUCAGCAAGUAGCAACGUAGGAUAUUCUUUGAGAAAUGGGAGUCAAAACUUUAAAUGCAUUCCUUUCGUGGAAGUGCGAAGGAAGAGGAGGGUGGUGCAAGUCACAGCAGCUGUAAUGUCUAAAACAUCCCUCGAAUACAAAAAGCUUGGAGACUCUGAGCUAUUGAUUAGUGAAAUUACACUUGGAACGAUGACGUGGGGUAAUCAAAACACUGAGAAGGAAGCUCACCAACAGCUCAGCUAUGCAUUUGACCAAGGAAUUAACAUCUUGGACACAGCUGAGGGCUAUCCAGUUCCAAUGGAUAGGAAAACACAAGGAAGGACAGAUCAAUUUAUUGGAACAUGGCUCAAAUCUCAACCUCGUGAUAAGGUAAUUUUGGCAACAAAAGUGUCUGGCUUUUCAAAGCAAUUAACCUACGUCCGUGAGAAUGCAACAACACUACGGGUUGAUGCUGCUAAUAUCAAAGAAAGUGUGGAGAAGAGUUUGAUUCGUCUUGGCACAGAUUACAUAGACUUGUUACAAAUCCAUUGGCCUGAUCGUUAUGUGCCACUCUUUGGCGAGUUCUUAUAUGAUACUUCAAAAUGGAGGGAAAGCAUACCAUUUAUUGAGCAACUCAAGGCAUUUCAAGAACUGAUUCAAGAAGGAAAGGUACGAUACAUAGGUGUCUCUAAUGAAACAUCCUAUGGUGUCAUGGAGUUUGUUAAUGCUGCAAAAUUGGAAGGCUUGCCAAAGAUUAUCAGUAUUCAAAACAAUUAUAGUCUCCUUGUACGAUGUCAUUUUGAAGUUGAUUUGGCAGAGGUCUGCAUCCCUCAGCAUUGCAAUGUUGGUCUUUUGGCAUAUUCUCCAUUAGCUGGUGGUGCUUUGACUGGGAAGUAUACAAAUCCUGAUUCCACAGCAGCGAAGAAAGGCCGGUUUAAUCUCUUUCCAGGAUAUAUGAGUCGAUAUACUAAAUCUCUAGCAAAGGAAGCUGUGGAUAAGUAUAUGCAGGUGGCACGUAAACAUGGGUUUACCCCAGUUGAACUUGCACUUGGUUUUGUACGUAGUCGUCCAUUUGUAACAAGUUCUAUUAUUGGUGCAACGUCCAUGGAGCAGUUGAAGGAAAAUAUAUCAGCUUUCACAAAUGCUAAAUCCUUUUCACCAGAGGUUAUGGAAGAAAUAGAGGACGUCUUUCUCAGAUACAAGGAUCCAGCAAUGACAUAAUUUUGAUAGUCAUUGUUUUCCCUUUUUUCUUUUCCCCUUUAACAUUUCUGCUUUCAGAAGCCAAAUAAAUGACAAAAUCAAGUUCUGGCUAAUGAUCUUCCAAUCAAGGCAACAUUUUAACUAAGCAAAUGCAUUCAUCCCAGAAGAUUCUUAUUGCUAAUAAUUUUGCAAAUUUAUAUGAUCAGAAAAAAAAGUUCAACGGUGUUUA
This is a messenger RNA of Cryptomeria japonica (Japanese cedar), 1573 nucleotides long. RefSeq lists its product as uncharacterized. Gene Ontology annotation, molecular function: oxidoreductase activity. Bases 127 to 1365 code for a protein of 412 amino acids. NCBI's taxonomy places the organism in Eukaryota, Viridiplantae, Streptophyta, Pinopsida, Cupressales, Cupressaceae. The transcript is spliced from 8 exons. The record is from RefSeq and is a predicted model, not a curated record.